ACACGCUGUUCAUUUUGCAGUCAUUUACCAAAGUUAAAACGAAAUCGUUUCGGUGGACCUCGUACGGAACCGUAAUCAAACCUGGAAUUAGAAUAUUAUUCUUUGUAUAAAUUUUUCAGAAUCUUGAAUUGUAAUUUUCCCAAUUAGUUUACCUAACUUUUUUCUUUGAUUUUUUCAUUACAAUUUUGUAUUUCGGAAAGGGUUUGAAGUGAGGUAAAAAUGGCGGAAGCUUCUGAUGAUCAUCAGGUCUGCAGCCACUGCGAGAGAGCAAUUCCUUCUUCAAAUAUUGAUUUGCAUUUUGCACACUGCUCCCGGAAUCUAGAAAAAUGUAGAUUAUGUGGUGAUAUGGUUCCAAAAAAAUUUGCGGAGGAACAUUUUCUGAGCACUCAUGCUCCGGUAGCUUGUUCCCAGUGUAGUGAAACUAUGGAACGUGAUGUUUUAAAUUUUCAUAAAGGAGAAAAUUGCCCGCAAAGGAUUGUGACUUGUGAAUACUGUGAAUUUCCAUUGCCCGCAAUUGAUUUAUUGGAACAUCAGGAAGUAUGUGGGAACCGGACAGAGUUAUGCCAUCUCUGCCUCAAAUAUAUCAGACUCCGUGAGAAGAGUGGCCAUGAAAGCCACUGCAAUGGUCUUGUCAACGACAUUGCAGAAUCUUCAAGGAACACGAGGCCACCUGAAGGAGCUCAAGAAAGACCACCACCACGCGAGUUUUCACCAAGGCGCCUCCUUUUUUCCAUUGCAGUUACUGGCAUCGCUGUUCUGUUAGGUUCCCUUUUCUUCCAAAGGAAAAGAGAGCAAAAUCAAGUGCAUUAAUCCUAAAUAUUGCACCUAUCUGCGUUUGUUGUAUGCAGACAUUUUGUUUUAAUUGGAUUCGUUACAUGUGAAACACUGAUUCUGUCACUGUUUAUACGUUCCAAUGCAUAUGAAGCCGUGAUGAGAUGGAGCUGAGGAUCAAAAUUUGCUCGCGUAAA
Molecule: messenger RNA, 968 nt
Organism: Olea europaea var. sylvestris
Lineage: Eukaryota; Viridiplantae; Streptophyta; Magnoliopsida; Lamiales; Oleaceae
Product: XIAP-associated factor 1-like
Exons: 5
Coding region: 220-810 (196 amino acids)
Source: RefSeq, a predicted model, not a curated record